This is a messenger RNA of Ceratotherium simum simum (southern white rhinoceros), 3829 nucleotides long. Lineage: Eukaryota; Metazoa; Chordata; Mammalia; Perissodactyla; Rhinocerotidae. The record is from RefSeq and is a predicted model, not a curated record.
AAUAAAUUUGGGUACCACUUUCAUAUUCAGGGUACAAAUCCAUGUUUGUUUUCCAUUUGAUGACUUCCCUGUGUUGUACUAUUCCUGAGUUAUGAAAACUCUUUUCUGACACUUACACAAUGAGGCGAGUGGUACGACAGAGCAAGUUUCGGCAUGUAUUUGGACAAGCGGUGAAAAAUGACCAGUGUUAUGAUGACAUCCGGGUUUCUCGUGUGACCUGGGAUAGUUCCUUUUGUGCUGUCAAUCCCAGAUUCGUUGCCAUAAUCAUAGAAGCAAGUGGGGGAGGAGCCUUCCUUGUGCUCCCUUUGCACAAGACUGGUCGAAUUGACAAAUCCUACCCUACGGUAUGUGGCCAUACAGGACCAGUGCUGGACAUAGACUGGUGCCCACAUAACGAUCAGGUCAUUGCCAGCGGUUCAGAGGACUGCACGGUUAUGGUGUGGCAGAUCCCAGAAAAUGGACUCACCCUUUCCCUGACCGAACCUGUGGUGAUUCUAGAAGGCCACUCAAAGAGAGUUGGCAUCGUGGCCUGGCACCCGACGGCCCGCAACGUGCUUCUUAGCGCAGGCUGCGAUAAUGCCGUCAUCAUCUGGAACGUGGGGACGGGGGAGGCCCUUGUAAACCUGGACGAUAUGCAUUCAGACAUGAUUUACAACGUAAGCUGGAACCGGAAUGGCAGUCUGAUCUGCACGGCUUCCAAAGACAAGAAAGUGCGAGUGAUCGAUCCUAGGAAACAAGAGAUUGUUGCUGAGAAGGAGAAAGCACAUGAAGGAGCAAGACCCAUGAGAGCCAUCUUUCUGGCUGACGGGAAUGUCUUUACCACUGGUUUCAGCCGCAUGAGCGAGCGGCAGCUGGCCCUCUGGAAUCCGAAAAAUAUGCAGGAACCAAUAGCUCUUCAUGAAAUGGACACUAGCAAUGGGGUGUUGCUGCCCUUCUAUGACCCGGACACCAGUAUCAUUUACCUAUGUGGAAAGGGUGACAGCAGCAUCCGCUACUUUGAGAUCACGGAUGAAUCCCCGUAUGUCCACUACCUGAACACAUUCAGCAGCAAGGAGCCUCAGAGAGGGAUGGGUUACAUGCCCAAGAGGGGGCUUGAUGUUAACAAAUGUGAGAUUGCCAGAUUCUUCAAACUUCAUGAGAGAAAGUGUGAGCCUAUUAUCAUGACCGUUCCUAGGAAGUCUGACCUUUUCCAAGAUGACCUGUAUCCUGACACAGCGGGGCCCGAAGCAGCGCUGGAGGCAGAAGAGUGGUUUGAGGGGAAGAACGCAGACCCCAUCCUCAUCUCCUUGAAGCAUGGAUACAUUCCAGGCAAAAACAGGGAUCUCAAGGUGGUCAGGAAGAACAUUCUGGAUAGCAAGCCCACUGCAAACAAGAAGUGCGACCUGAUCAACGUUCCCAAGAAAACCGCAGACACGGCCAGUGUGCAAAAUGAGGCCAAGUUGGAUGAGAUUUUAAAAGAGAUCAAAUCUAUAAAAGACACAAUCUGCAAUCAAGAUGAGCGUAUCUCCAAGUUAGAACAGCAGAUGGCGAAGAUAGCAGCCUGAAGGUCCACCCCACCCCCAAAAUGGGAGCAAGGACUUGUGCUCGUGGCUGGUUGUUGGUGUGGUCCCAGGGAGGGCGAAGGGAGGCACUGCCAUUUGGAGACAUUCCGUUUCAGAUUUGUCAACCAGCGAUAGGCCACUUUCCAGUAAGAACUCAAUUCGUUUCCCAAAUUUGUAGAAACAAGAUGUGAUUUAAAAGCUGAGCUUUUUAUCAGAAAGCUUUUUUGAUGUUUUAAGUGUCAUGUGACUUGUUGAACUUUUAAAAGACAAAAGUGCUACUUUUAAAAGCCCAGAUAUUCUGAAUUUUAGAAAACCAACCAAUUCUGAUCCAGUGUCGUGCCCAAGUACCUUUUUUUACAAACAGGGACCAAUGCCACAUUGCUUUUUAUAUUUCUUUUUUUUUUUAAAUGUUGCCAAAACCAAAAGUAGCUUUUUUUCUUUAUAUUUUGCUACCUUGCAGUAUUUGUGUGUGGUUUUUUUUUUUUUUCCUUAAUUUGAAAGGGACAGCACUGUGUAUGUUUAUAAACUAAAUGAAGAUACGAUGUUAUUUUGUAUAAACAUUCAUCUGAGAACAAUCAGAGCAGGAGCAUCGUGCUGGUUCCUUGGCAGCACAAACCUGGUCCUCUUAAUGACCGUACACAUGGAAGACUUGAAAAAUCACGUGGAUUCGUAUUACCACCCCUCUCAUUUCAUUGAGUCUUCUGAUCAAAAAAGUUCCAUAGCGUAUCGUUUCCUUUCUUUCCUUUCUCUUUUCUAGAAACUGGGUGGUUGUACCAGAAUGGGAUUUUGCUUCUUGGUUAUCCUGUGCUUCAGAUGAUUAUAAUCUAACCUAAACAAGCAUGCGUUUCUGCAGUUUUGUUACACACAGUCUAUUGUAUUUAUCACCCUAACAUCACGUUUCAGGUUUGGGUCAAUACUUGACAAGGGUGCCCGGGACAAGAGGACGCACAUACUGUGGAGUGUUCCUUCUUGCCGGUUUCAGCAGCUUGCCUAGCUCCUGAGUACAGUGGGGGACUGAAAACUAGGGAACUUGCAGGGGAGGGUUUGCCUGCGUGAUCCUCUGCCUGCCUGCAUGUCCCGUGCUGUCCCCGUGCUGUGCUGGAAGAAGAAGGGGCUCUCCCUGCACCCCUCUCUUCCUCACCUGUGCGGCCACCUCUCUCAGGGCUCCCCCAGCCGUUCCUCUCUCCCUGCUGCCUUUCAGCCUUGACUGCAUUCAGCUAAGAUGAGGCCAGAGGGUGCUAUUGAAUCCUGAGGCUGAGAAGGAUGGUCUAGAGUGAAGCAGGACCAGGAGUGCAGACUCUGCUGUAGCUUUAGUGUGUGCAGACAUGGCCCUUUGCCCUUCCGGCUCGCACUGGGGCUGUGUCAGAGCACAGGGCCCCCCCAGAUUCAGGCGGGCCGGAGACUGAGCUCUGAUCCCCUGUUCCUUCCUAGGUCAGCUAGACCUUCUCUCCAUUUCCAUUUUCUCAUGUGUGCUUGAGAAACAGGGUUUAAGGAGCCUCUGUUCUGGAAGGUCUGAGUGUCUGUGAUGGAACGUGGAACAUAUAGUGCCAUUGGGACCACAGCGGGAACACUUUUGCACAUGCUCGUGCUGGUGUGGGGACGGCACUGGCUGGCAGUGUCUGUGUAUGGGGAACCAGGAUGGAGGCCGAGCGUGGCAGCAGCGGGUUGGAAUGCACAGCCAAGCUGGAGGUCAUGUCUGCACAGAAAAGGUACCGCGUUCUUAACCGAUAUUGGGAUCGCUGUCUCCACAAUUUCAGGGCGUCUGAAUGUUUGGUGUGGUUUUGUGUGUGUGUGUGUGUGUGUGUAUAUAUGUGUUCCUAAUAUUGAAGUGGAUAAUGAGAUGUAAAGAAAACAGUAAUUACAGUGACUUAUAUUCAAACCUGUACAUGUUUCUUUAUCAACGUAAUCUGCUAAGGACCUUCAUUUUUAAGAUUCAGAAAUAUUUUAAGGUUCUGAUAUCAAACUAAUUAAGUAAACAAAAUUGUCGUUGGUGAUGGUAAAACACCAUUGGGAAUGUGGUUCAAAGAGAAGAGGGUGGGCAAGGAAAAGUGACCCUGGUCCUAGUGUGUAGCUUAUGACUUAUUUAAUGAGCAGAUGCCCUGCCAGGCUCAGAGUCGGCACCUGAAGCAUUGUGGACUAUUCUUCCUGUUUUGUCUUUUUUUUUGAAGCCAUGCUAUCCCAGAGGAGAACCAGUGAAUUGCUACUAGAUCGGCUCUUAUAGAGCGGCCAUAGUAUUCUGUCAAAACACUUGCUUCCAUUUUCAAAGAUAAAAAUCGUUGAUUACAAAA